Messenger RNA from Cyphellophora attinorum, 900 nucleotides. Its product is annotated as Arylacetonitrilase. The coding region runs from base 1 to 900 and encodes 299 amino acids. The record is from RefSeq and is a predicted model, not a curated record. The transcript has 6 exons. Gene Ontology annotation, molecular function: catalytic activity. NCBI's taxonomy places the organism in Eukaryota, Fungi, Ascomycota, Eurotiomycetes, Chaetothyriales, Cyphellophoraceae.
AUGGCUCCAUCUACUGUGCGAGUCGCUGUCACCCAGCACGAGCCUGUGUGGCUAGACCUUGAUGCCACGGUUCAAAAGACUUGCGAUAUCAUCGGCGAGGCAGCGAAGGGCGGUGCUAAGCUCGUCGCGUUUCCGGAGGUAUGGAUACCAGGAUAUCCCGCGUGGAUAUGGAACCGCGUUGUGGAUUUUGAGCUCGGUGUGAAGUAUGUGGAAAAUUCUACGGCAAUCGACAGCCCACAGAUGCGAAAGAUAUGCGAUGCCGCUGCGGAGCAUGGGAUCAGCGUCGCACUUGGCUUCUCCGAGAGGGCAGGCAAAUCUGUUUACAUCGCGCAGGCUCUCAUCGGCGAUGACGGCAAGAUCAAGGUCCGGCGGAGGAAGAUGAAGCCUACGCAUAUGGAGCGAACGAUCUUUGGCGAUGCCUCGGGUGAAUGCCUAAGUGAAGUCGUUGAUCUACCAGGAGUAGGGAGGACCGGUCAGCUCAGCUGCUGGGAAUCCAUUCAACCUCUCUUGAAGUACUACACGUUCAACCAACAGGAAGAUAUACAUGUUGCAGCGUGGCCUCCCCUGGACAACUUCGUGGAUGGCUCGCCCGGAUUCUGGUCCAUGUCACUCGAAGGCUGUCGCGGACUUUCACAAACUGACAAGGCGAUCGAUGAGGUGUUCAAGAACCGCGGGACGCCAGUGAUGGGAAGCUCAAACAUCGGAAGCUCAGCCGUGAUCGCACCAGACGGCAGAAUCCUCACCUCGCCUGGACAGAACGAGCAGCUUGUGUUCGCUGAUCUUGAUAUGAGCCUGGUCACCAAAGCCAAGACUUUCGCCGAUGCUUCCGGACAUUACUCUCGACCAGACUUGUUGUGGCUCGGAGCUGACCCGAAAGGGAAGUCAACCGUCAAUGUCUGA